This is a messenger RNA of Diabrotica virgifera virgifera (western corn rootworm), 1011 nucleotides long. Its product is annotated as transmembrane protein 147. The record is from RefSeq and is a predicted model, not a curated record. Bases 143 to 826 code for a protein of 227 amino acids. The transcript is spliced from 3 exons. NCBI's taxonomy places the organism in Eukaryota, Metazoa, Arthropoda, Insecta, Coleoptera, Chrysomelidae.
UUUAUAUGACAUUUGACAUUACACAUUUUUGACAUUAAAGAUAACCUAAAAAUUCAGUAAUUCAGAAAUUAUUUUAUUUAUUAUAUCCCAAUAUCUUUUUUCUGAAUAUUUACUAAUUUUUUCACACAAAUAUAUUCUAAUUAUGACUUUGUACCAUUUUGGAAACUGUGUGGCCCUUAUAUACGUACCUUAUUACUAUACCUAUAAACACUCUGGCCUAUCAGAAUAUGGAGCCUUUUGGAAGUGUAUCCAAGCAGGAUUGAUUUAUAUGAUAACACAGCUGGCAAAAAUGUUAAUUCUUGCAACUUUUUUCCCAGAAAAUGUUUCUGAUCUCGGAAAUGAUGUGGUUGGAGAAUUCCUAAAAUCUACAGUGGAUCUAGCAGACCUUGCCGGUUUAUACUUAGUCCUCUCAGGAAUACCAGGUAAAGGACACAGCAAGGUACUAACUGCAGGAAUCGGUUGGGCAACAGCUGAAGUUAUUCUCUCGAGGGCUUUGUUGCUGUGGGUAGGAGCCAGAGGAGCUGAAUUUGAUUGGAUCUACAUUCAAAAAUGCAUAGAAUCGAAUAUCUUGUUAAUCCAACAUAUAGUUACUGCCACUUUGGUUUGGUUAUGGUCUAGACAUGAUUUAAAACAUACUAUUAGAUCCACUAUCGUUGUGUUAUUAUUUCUUACAGCGUAUAAAGGGUUUUUGUUAGAUUUAUUGGUAGCUGGCUUGGGAGCCAAUGCUUGGGUAGGUUUAUUAAUUAAGGCAUCUGUCACAAUUACAUAUGGAUUAUUUACAUUAAUUAUAUAUGCAGAAUUAGCUCAAGUCAUAGGCAUUUUCUAGUAUUACUUAAUCAAAGAAUAAAAUUAGUUGAACUCUUAUAUUUAGUGUUAUUUAUAUUGUAAUAAUAAAAUAUUUUAAAGUUAAAUCACCAAAAUGUAAUAUUAUUUGUUUAAGGUUUUAUUGUUAAUUUGUUUUAAUAUAUUCCUUUUUAUUUAUAGAUCCAAAAAUAAAUUACUAAAUAAUGG